Messenger RNA from Rubroshorea leprosula, 2123 nucleotides. Lineage: Eukaryota; Viridiplantae; Streptophyta; Magnoliopsida; Malvales; Dipterocarpaceae. The record is from the annotation of a GenBank genome assembly.
AGGCUACCAAAAAAUAAUAAUAAUAAUAAUAAUAAUAAUAAUUAACUCCAUUUAUUUUCGACAGCAAUUUAUUUACAGGUCUUCAGCAGGCAUCUAUGUAAAAUAUCUUCCUGGCGGAAAGGAGAUAGCUGAGUAUCUUCUUCAUUGGUUAGGGUUUGUAGCAAUAGUCAUAUCUCGACGUCCAGACUGGGUUUAUCCAUUAUUUUUGAGUUUUGAGAACGGUUCUGUUGUUGGUACUGAAUUUUAAGGGAGAGGAUGUCUGGAAGAAAUCGUGGUCCACCUCUCCCUAUGAAAGGUGCUCCCCAUGCUGGACCACCGCCUCCAGUUCAUGAACCACCAUUUGUAAGAGGCCUAGGACCAAUGCCACCGCAUCCAGCCAUGCUAGAUGAGAUGAGGGAACCCCAAUUCAUGAUGGGUCAUAGGGCCCUCCCUCCACACCCAGCAAUCAUCGAGGAGCGUCUUGGUGGUCAACUUCAAGAAAUUCAGGGACUCCUGGCUGAUAAUCAGAGGCUGGCUGCAACUCAUGUUGCAUUGAAGCAGGAACUGGAAGCUGCACAGCAUGAGUUGCAGCGAAUGGCUCAUUACUCAGAGUCCUUGAGGGCAGAGAAGGAUGUUCAAAUGAGGGAGAUGUAUGAGAAGUCAGUCCGUUUGGAGGUUGACCUUCGUGGUGUGGAGGCUAUGCGGGCUGAACUUCAUAAUGUUCGCUCUGAUAUUAAGCAGCUCAGUGCUGUGAGGCAGGAGCUAACAAAUCAGUUUCAAGUCAUGAAUCAAGAUUUGGCCAGACUUACAGCUGAUUCACAACAGGUACCAGCACUGAAGGUAGAAAUUGAGAAUAUGAAACAAGAACUGCAACGUGCCAGAUCUGCCAUUGAGUAUGAGAAGAAAGGAUAUGCAGAGAAUUAUGAACAUGGUCAGGCAAUGGAGAAGAAAUUGAUUUCAAUGGCUCGAGAGGUGGAAAAGCUUCGUGCAGAAAUUGCUAAUGCUGAGAAGAGGGCUCGUGCUGCUUCUGCUGUUGGAAAUCCUGCAAGUGCAGGUUAUAAUGCAAAUUUUGGAAACCCUGAAGCUGCAUAUACUGUAAAUCCUUAUCCUGCCAGCUAUGGCAUGACUCCUGUUCAGGCUGGUGCAGAAGGUUAUCCUCAGUAUGGACUAGCCCCUGGUUCCUGGGUUGCAUAUGACAUGCAACGAGCUCAAGGACACAGAUAGAGUUAUUUUCAAGUCAUUCUAAGGGGUUUCAUUGGGUAUUUUUGAGAUGCAACUUAUUUAGAUAUUUAGGUUUUAGAUUGAACCAUUAUCGCAUGGUAAACUUUUUGGAGUUUGUACUUUAAGAUAUUACAGGUUCAUAUUAGUUAGAAAAUGCAUUAUGCUGUUGUUAGUAAGGCAUCUUCUUAUUCAGUUGUUUGUAUUGACUCCUCCAUGAUGAUUAAAUUGAGCCUGUCAGAUGUUAUACAUUUAUGAAUUUUAUAUUGGGAAGUCUAUGUAUAAAAAAAAGGAGUAAAAAACACAUCUUAGUUUUGUUUAUUGUGCUUUUAAGAGUAGAGAUCUGCAGUUGCUGGAUUUCUCUUUUGUCUGUAAUCCCUAGAUAAUUCUAUGAUAUUUGGCCCAUGUUUUUCUGAGCCACUCAGACUUUGGUUUAGUUUCUCAUGUCUUCUUGAGUUUCUCUUGGUUUAGUAAAUUUCAGUUUUUCUUGAGGCGGCAUUGGUCUUGGUUCCAGGCAGGAGGAAAUUAGUGGAGAUGAAUGUCAGAGAUACUUCAGAGAAAGGGUAUAUUGGAAAAGAGCAAGAGAUUGACACUGAAGAAGAGGACACAGAGAGACACUAAAAGUGAAUGGUGGACGCACUAAUGGCAGAAAUGGACACACACAAUGGGUCAGUCCUUUCAAACAUUUCAGAUCCAGAAUCUUAAUGCUGGAAGAGAUCAAAUCUAAAGUCCGAUAAUAAUAAAAACCCAGGCAGUGCAUGAACAAUCUGGAUAAUAAGAACCUUGAUGUUUGUAUGUUCUUUUAGGUCUACAAAGUUGCUGUUUCUGCCAUCACGAUUUUUUGAUACUUUAUAAUUCAGUGACAUGCUUUGUAAGUCUCCAUUUAUGCAAAGAACCCCUCAUAUGAAGAAAGAGAUUAGCUUCCU